Messenger RNA from Pezoporus occidentalis (night parrot), 2515 nucleotides. It is a transcript of the gene P4HB, whose product is annotated as prolyl 4-hydroxylase subunit beta. Bases 41 to 1579 code for a protein of 512 amino acids. The transcript is spliced from 11 exons. Gene Ontology annotation, molecular function: protein disulfide isomerase activity. Gene Ontology annotation, cellular component: external side of plasma membrane; endoplasmic reticulum. NCBI's taxonomy places the organism in Eukaryota, Metazoa, Chordata, Aves, Psittaciformes, Psittacidae. Gene Ontology annotation, biological process: response to endoplasmic reticulum stress; protein folding. The record is from RefSeq and is a predicted model, not a curated record.
UGGCCCGGCCCGUUCCGACCCCGCCGCCGCCAUCAGCGCCAUGGCGGGGCUCUGCGCGCUCGCGGCCCUGCUCUGCCUCCUCCUGCUGCCGCCGUCCGUUGCCCCCGAGGAGGAGGACGGGGUCCUCGUGCUGCGCGCGGACAGCUUCGAGCAGGCGCUGGCGGAGCACCGGUACCUGCUCGUCGAGUUCUACGCGCCGUGGUGCGGGCACUGCAAAGCGCUGGCGCCCGAGUACGCGAAGGCGGCGGCGAAGCUGAAGGCGGAGGGCUCGGAGAUCCGGCUGGCCAAGGUGGACGCCACGGAGGAGGCGGAGCUGGCGCAGCAGUUCGGCGUGCGCGGGUACCCCACCAUCAAGUUCUUCAGGAACGGCGACAAGGCCGCUCCCAAGGAGUACACGGCUGGCCGGGAGGCCGAGGACAUCGUGAGUUGGCUGAAGAAACGCACGGGCCCGGCUGCGGCCGCACUGAGCGACGCCGCCGCAGCUGAGGCGCUGGUGGAGUCCAGUGACGUGGUUGUGAUCGGCUUCUUCAAGGAUUCGGCAUCAGAGGCUGCAAAGGAGUUCUUGCUGGCAGCUGAGGCUGUGGAUGACAUUCCUUUUGGGAUUUCCUCCAGUGCUGAUGUCUUCACCAAGUAUGAGCUUAGCAAGGAUGGUGUGGUCCUCUUCAAGAAGUUUGAUGAAGGCCGCAACAACUUUGAAGGGGAUCUCACAAAAGAUAAUUUACUGAACUUCAUCAAGUCCAAUUCGUUGCCUCUGGUCAUAGAGUUCACUGAACAGACUGCUCCUAAAAUCUUUGGAGGGGAGAUCAAGACUCACAUCCUGCUGUUCCUGCCAAAAAGCGUGUCUGACUAUCAAGAGAAGCUCGACAACUUCAAGAGUGCAGCUGGGAACUUCAAAGGGAAGAUCCUCUUCAUCUUCAUAGACAGUGACCACAGCGACAACCAGAGGAUUUUGGAGUUCUUUGGCCUGAAGAAGGAAGAGUGUCCAGCUGUGCGCCUGAUCACCCUGGAGGAGGAGAUGACCAAAUACAAGCCGGACUCGGAUGACCUCACAGCUGACAAGAUCAGAGAGUUCUGCAAUAAGUUCCUGGAGGGCAAAAUCAAGCCCCACCUGAUGAGUCAGGAUCUUCCUGAUGACUGGGACAAGCAGCCUGUCAAAGUUCUAGUUGGGAAGAACUUUGAAGAAGUUGCUUUUGAUGAGAAUAAGAAUGUCUUUGUGGAGUUCUAUGCCCCCUGGUGUGGUCACUGUAAGCAGCUGGCUCCGAUCUGGGACAAGCUGGGAGAGACCUACAGGGAUCAUGAGAACAUUGUCAUUGCCAAGAUGGAUUCAACAGCCAAUGAAGUGGAGGCAGUGAAAAUCCACAGCUUCCCCACACUCAAGUUCUUCCCUGCAGGCUCUGGCAGAAAUGUAAUUGACUACAAUGGGGAGAGGACGCUGGAAGGCUUCAAGAAAUUCUUGGAGAGUGGAGGUCAGGACGGGGCAGCAGCUGAUGAUGAUCUGGAGGACCUGGAGACAGAUGAAGAAACAGACCUUGAAGAAGGUGAUGAUGAAGAGCAGAAAAUGCAGAAGGAUGAAUUGUAAACAGAAGACUGAUCGACAUCACCCAAAAUAUCAGACACUAAAUUGGCUGCUGUUAUGCAGCCCAGCGAGUCAGAACCAUUGAGAUUUAAAGCAGAAGGUGAAUGACUGAAAAUCCAGGGAUUGGCUUUUAAAGUAACACUUUCCCCUCACUUGUCUGUACACUCGACUCUUUUCUGUUUGGCUUUUGAGAAGGGAUCUGUCACCAGGGAGCCGGCCCCGCUGCGCUCCUCCUUAGUGGGAUGUACUCUUUUGUACACAGCUUUUGCUUGAAGUAUUCUGUUCUUGUGGGUAGAAGCCGAUUGUGAAGCCGCAGCACGAGCCCUGGCUCAGCCUCCUGGAGCUUUGCCACUGACACCUCCCAAGAAAGAUUUUUAUUUUUUUUUUCCCUUUGUUUCUUUUAAAACUGCAGCCUGCAGCUGAUUCCUGCACCUGGCAGGGUCCUUAAUGCUCUCAGCAGCUCUUCCCUGGAAUUGGCCUUCAGUGUAGGUAGGCAGCCUGGUGAGAGGUGUAUAUGCAGGUGCUUCUCUUCAUGCUGGCCAGAUGUUUCCUUUCCCUUCUGCUUUAAGACACUUGGAGAUGACUAUUCUGAUCACCCAGAAGGGUGGAGUACUGUGCACUGGCUGUGGCAGGCUCUGGGGUGGAGGUGAGCGCUCGCCAGUGCAGGCGAGACCUGGCUCUGUUGCCAUCCUUUGAUCAAAUGCAAGACUUUGCAAUCAUUUUCCAUGCAUUAUUUGGAGGGGGUCGACAGGGGGGUGGUGUGGGAGGGUCUGAUGAGCUGGAUCAAACAGGACACUUGCAAUUAUUGGGGUUUGGGGAGGAGCUUGAAUGGGGGAGUGCCUCAGAGGCCUGAGCUGCAUCAGGCUGGUUCUUAGCAUUCUGCUACAGUAACAUUGGAACUCGAUUUGUUGGCCAAAUAAAGUUGAGAUUUUAAUACUA